AGUCACCUCACAAAUUAACAAAGACAAGUUUUCUAAUUUGCAUUUUAGACAAGACAAACAGAGAUAUGUCAUUGGUAAGAGAAUCUUUUCUAUUUUUUUGUCUAAUGAUUAAAAUUACAGUUUCUGCUCCAGCUGGUUUUCCUGAUCAUCCACACAGGGCUUUGAAACAGUCACCUACAUGUUGCAGGGAGCUGUCACGCAUGAAGAUUUUGAGGGACGCAAAGGUACAAUAGAAGCCGGUGAUUUACAGUGGAUGACUGCUGGAAGAGGAGUUGUUCAUUCAGAAAUUCCUGCACCUGAAGGAACUCAAAAGGGUUUACAGUUGUGGGUUAAUCUCUCCUCCCAACACAAAAUGAUACAGCCAAGGUAUCAAGAGAUAUCAAGCAACAACAUAGCAGAGGCUGCAAGAGAUGGGAUAAAAGUGAGAGUUAUAGCAGGGGAAGCAUUAGGAGUAAAAUCAACUAUAUAUACAACAACUCCAACAAUGUAUUUGGAUUUCACUCUAAAACCAGGAUCCCAUCUUCAACAACCAAUUCCUAAAUCAUAUAAUGCAUUUGUAUAUAUUUUAGAAGGUGAAGGUAUUUUUGGCCAAGAUUCAACAACUUCGUCACCUAUAUCUGCACAUAAUUUGCUGCUUUUAAGUGGAUUUGGUGAUGGACUUAUGGCAUGGAAUAAGGGCUCAAAAAUACUAAGGUUUAUAUUAGUAGGUGGAGAACCAUUGGGUGAACCAGUAGCACAAUUGGGACCUUUUGUGAUGAAUACACAAGAAGAAAUUGACCAAACGAUUGAAGAUUUUGAGAAUUAUACUAAUGGUUUUGAGAAAGCUAAGCACUGGAGAUCUGAAGCCAGAAUUGAGCUUGGUUAUUAAUAAUUACUAUUACACACUUCAUUCUUUUAAUUUGUUUGUUGUUAUCUUCUUUUCCUUGUUUUCAUGCAUAUUUUUAGGUACAAACAAAGUUCUUUUGACAUGAGGGGAAACAUAUGGUGUCAUGUUGCCUAUGUUUCCAAAUGAAGAACCCCAUGUUUUUUGUGCUACUAAUAAUUAAUAUGUUCAUUUUUGCUUGUACCCGAUGAACAAUAAUGGUUCAUGUCGUUCUCUAUUUUUUAUUUUAUGGAGAAUAAACUUAAUUAAUCCAUUUGAAUGAGGAAAAAGUGGCUGUA
Molecule: messenger RNA, 1161 nt
Organism: Nicotiana attenuata
Lineage: Eukaryota; Viridiplantae; Streptophyta; Magnoliopsida; Solanales; Solanaceae
Product: pirin-like protein
Exons: 4
Coding region: 179-868 (229 amino acids)
Source: RefSeq, a predicted model, not a curated record